Messenger RNA from Cladocopium goreaui, 480 nucleotides. Lineage: Eukaryota; Dinophyceae; Suessiales; Symbiodiniaceae. The record is from the annotation of a GenBank genome assembly.
AUGGCGGUGGAUGGCGCGGCCGCCGUAGCAAAGAUGUUGCGAAGCAAUCGCACUUUGCGCUUCCUGGAUUUGGGUCUUCUGAAAGCAACCUCUGCAUUGGGCGAGGUGCCCAAUCGCAUCACUGAUGAGGGCGCCAUGAUGCUCGCUGCAGCCCUAGAGGAGAACUCCACCUUGAAUGGGCUCGUGUUGGUGCACAACACCAUUCACCAAGCUGGCCUCAAAGCGAUUCAGACCUCCAUUAGCAAGAACACCUCACUGGUGAAGCUGGAACUGGAGCAGUUGGGAAUCGCCUACAAUGAGCUCACGCGUGAAGAGAUUCGACACACGCUCAACAAAAACCGCAGGAAGUUUCAGGAAACACCAGAGGAAUGGCAAAAGAUUCAGGAAGCGCUUGACCCAGCUCAUUUGGAGGAGAUCAAAUCCGUCUACCGUAUGGGCAACACCUAUUCACCGCAUGGUGAACCAGAGAUGGUUGACUGA